AUGGCUUCCAGUAUAAGACCCGUUGGCUUCGAGUCCGUCAACAAGACAUCCAUGGAUUCAAUGCAUGAAAUCUCAAUACAAGACACUCACAGCCACUCCAGUCAACGGCCGGCGACUCUACCACUGGAGUCGCCCUUUGGAUCCGUUGCCAUGGAUUGCGGCGAUACGACCAGCGCUGCCACUAAUGGCACCACUUCUGGCAAACUGCAGACACCGAUGGAUCAGCUGAAGGAGUGGUCGCUGACGACAUACAAGUGUACGAAGCAAUUGGUGAACGAGAAGUUAGGCAAAUGUCAGCGAACUGUAGACAUGGACUUAGAGGCAGACAUCGAGAGACUCAGAGAAACUCAACACAAAUACUCUUUGAUUCUGAAGAUGACUCGAGACAUGGGUUCGCAAUACCAGACGAUUAUCACUCAACAGAUCUCACUCUACGAGUGUCUCAAUGAGUUGGCGAUGAAAGAGAGCAAAUCAAACAAUGGUCUCAACGAUACCAACCCUACCGUUGAGGGCAUUAAUAAUGGCAAUAAUUUAUUGAAUUUGGGAACAGAUUUCCGGCAAAACGCGGAAAUGAUGCGAAAUGUGGCCAAAAAUGGCGAAAAACUAUUACUGGCCCUCAAGUUCUUCACAUCCAAUCUCUCGACUUUAGUCAAUAAGACUAUCGAAGACACCAUUAUUACGAUCAAAGCCUACGAAAUGGCGAGACUUGAGUUCGACGCCGAGAAGAACAGCUCAGCUCUGGCCGCAGGACUCGGCGGUCAGACGGGCGGAGUCGGGAGUGGAGUGGCGGCCGAGAAGUUGAAGCAAUCAAAGACCAAAUACGAGAGACUUCGAGACGAUGUGACCAUUAAAAUGAAGUUUUUGGACGAAAAUAAAGCCAAAGUAAUGCACAAACAGUUAAUCCUAUUCCACAACGCCUUCGCGGCCUUUGCCUCCGGAAACGCGACGGCUCUCGACUCCACUCUCAAACAGUUCAGUAUUAAAGCCACUCAACAGUCGUUUCUCGAAAAAUAA
This is a messenger RNA of Medioppia subpectinata, 1014 nucleotides long. The record is from the annotation of a GenBank genome assembly. Lineage: Eukaryota; Metazoa; Arthropoda; Arachnida; Sarcoptiformes; Oppiidae.